Molecule: messenger RNA, 1081 nt
Organism: Apus apus (common swift)
Lineage: Eukaryota; Metazoa; Chordata; Aves; Apodiformes; Apodidae
Product: cuticle collagen 40-like
Exons: 3
Coding region: 1-657 (218 amino acids)
Source: RefSeq, a predicted model, not a curated record
AUGGCGGCUCCCGCCGGCGGCGCGCAGGCGCUGUGUGCGGCGGGGGAAGGCGGGCCCGCCGAGAGGAAAACUACAGUCUCCGGCGUGCACUGCGCCGCGCCGCGCCUGCCAGCGCGCCUCGCUGCCCCGGUGCGUGCUGGGAAAUGUAGUCCUUCGGGAGGGGCGAAAGGAGCCGCGGGGGGAGCUGGAGCUGCGGCGUCGGAGCAGCCCUCCGGGUGCGCCCCGGGCGCGGCUCCCCCAGGGCCGUCCCGGCAGUGUGGCUGGGCUGCAGCUUCCCGCCAGCCGCCGCAGGGACGGGCAGGGCAGGGCGGCGUCCUGCGCGGGCAGCAGGACGCGGAGGCCGGUUGCCCGGCUCAGCCCGGGCUCACCCUUGGCAGGCGGGGCUCCUCGGCCGGGCUGCGCCGUGAAGCCUGCGCGGGCCUGCCCGCCCCGCGGCCUGCCCCGGCCUGCCCUCCGCGCUGGCUGCCCGGCUCCCGCCGCGCCGGGACCGCGCCCCGCCAAACCCGAGCUUUGCGCCUUUUGAUGGCUGGGAACGUCAGCACAAGGCUGUCGUCGUGCACGGUGUCGUGCUGCCCAGAUCUCAAGCUGUGCGCCCAUGCCAUGCAGCUUCCUGAGGUCCUGAGAGGUGCCCUGCGGAUGAAACCCAAAGUUAUCUGAGAAAGGGUGAGAGUGGUAUCCAUGAUAUUCAGAGUGCAGCAGACAGCAGGGAUGUUCGUUGCUGGAAUCCAGAAUUUCGUAAUGUGGCAGCCACUUGCUGAAAGCCCUGCAGAUACAAAACAACAUUUACUUUAAGUCUUGAGAAACAUCUCCUACUAAGGGAAGAAAAAAGCAUUUAGGUGAAGCAAUAUUGCCAGUCCCAUUUGUUUAUAAGGCUUGGUUUUUGUCCUUGUACUUUUAAAAUGCUUUUUAUUUUCAUUCUGCUUGUUGUGGUCUUCAAGCUCAUAUUCCCAAUUUUUUCCAUACAACAAGAAAGUCUGGAAUCAGGUCUUUACUUUAAAAACAAGAAUCUGGUUGAGAGACCCAUUUAAUUGUGUAGCUCCAGAUAUGGGGUGUUUAAAAAAUAAAGCCACUUUUGUGAGAA